Nothoprocta perdicaria is the source of this 1044-nucleotide messenger RNA. RefSeq names its product coiled-coil domain containing 69 (gene CCDC69). Lineage: Eukaryota; Metazoa; Chordata; Aves; Tinamiformes; Tinamidae. Gene Ontology annotation, cellular component: cytoplasm; nucleus. The record is from RefSeq and is a predicted model, not a curated record. The transcript has 9 exons. The coding region runs from base 1 to 1044 and encodes 347 amino acids. Gene Ontology annotation, molecular function: microtubule binding.
AUGGGCAAACCUGCUCCCUGCAUGGAGCGAGUUGAACAAGGAGGGAUGCAGGUAUCAAAUUCCCAUUUCCUUUUGAUAAAGCCUGAGAAGAGCCUGGAGUUUGAGGGUCCAGCCUGGCACACGUCCAAGCCUCCCAUCCUCCUCCCUCUCUUCCAGAAACAGCUGAAACACCAGCAGGGAAAGGGAACCGCUUCCCGGGAGCUGACACCCUUGAAGGCAGACAAUGCCAACGCCGCCCCGCCGCCUGAAGAGGGGAAGGAGAAGGCCACGCUGCUGGAGGAGCAGAGGAGAGAGAUUAUAAAAAUCCUCCAAGGACACGAGGAGGAAAAGGAGAAGCUGAGGCAGGUCCUCCAGGCAGAGACCCAGAGACUUGCCCAAGACAUUAAAAUCCAGGUGGAAAAUGGAAAAGACGUGGAGCUGAAGGAGCAACUCUCGGAGCUGUUCAGUGCGCUGAAGAGAAAGCACGAAGGGGCCCUGCAAGAGCUCCGGCGAGCGCACGACCAGGAGAAGCUGCUGCUGGCAGAGUCCCACCAAAGGUCCCAGGAGGCCCUACAGGAAACAAUCGAUGCCUUGGAAUCCCAGCUGAAGUCCUUCCAGGAGAAGAUGAAGCGGGUGGAGGAAUCGCUCCUGAGCAGAGACUACAAGAAACACAUCGAGGAGCACGGGAGCCCCAGCCCCUUCUGGGAGCAGGAGCUGGAGAGCCUGCACUUCGUCAUCGAGAUGAAAAACGAGCACAUCCACGGCCUGGACAAGAAGCUGCUGAACCUGGAGACUGUGGUAGAGCAGAACCUGCUGCUGGAAGAGAAGGUGAAAACGCUGCAGCAGGAGAACGAGGACCUGCACGCUCGCACCCAGAACCACCUCAUCAUGAGCAGGCAGCUGUCCGAGGAGCUGGUGGCCGCGCGCGGGGCGCUGCAGAAGGAGUCGCAGCUGCGGGAGCAGGCGCACCGCGAGAAGGAGGAGCUGCUGUACCGCGUGCUGCGCGGCGACGACGCCGUCCCCUUCGCCGUCCCUCCCGACGUGCCCCUCGUGGCCACCACGUAG